Molecule: messenger RNA, 831 nt
Organism: Aureobasidium uvarum
Lineage: Eukaryota; Fungi; Ascomycota; Dothideomycetes; Dothideales; Saccotheciaceae
Source: the annotation of a GenBank genome assembly
AUGCCUCCUUGUCUGUAUAUCUGCUGCCACUUUGAGAUCACCGACGACCACCAUAGCUCCCCAUCAAGACCCAAAUCCAACUCCAAAGCCAUCCAAGAUGGUCGACGCAUCUCUCGCCACCACUCCCACACUAGAGAACGACAAGGACAAAGUCCUCGAGGAGACAAACCAAGAGAAAGAUCACACGAGAGACACAGACAUCAUUCCCGUCACCGCUCUCCCUCCUCUCCAGUACGCCAUAUCCCUCAACAAGCCCAUCAAACAUCUCUCAUCCUAACCCUUUGCACCCAACAGCGAUCUCAUCACCAAAAUCUUACCACUUCACCAUCUACCCAGAACCCCCUCAGUGCAACACAGGACCAACAUCCAGCCAACCAAGUCAAGACUCUACGUCAGAACAUUGAGAACGAAGACACACGCCACACCCUCACCAUCACAAAACUACACGAAACCCUCGAUACCGAGCACGCUCGCCACGAUUCCCGCACCAAAGACUUUCGCUCACGACUCAUCGACUUGAGUACCGCGCAUCAACACCAACUCCGUUUACUUCCCAAAAAGCUGCAACAGCAGCAACAGCAGCAGCAGACUCAGACUGCCAAUGAUGAUGGAAAAACUGUGGGAGAUAACACGGCGGUAAACAAGCAAGGCUAUAUAGCAAAAUGGCUCGACGGACUCAAAAGCAUGAGUUCGUUUUCUGGAGCAAGGGACAACAGUAGUGAUGGAGACAGUAGUGUGGAGGUAGUGGCUGCAAAAGAUGCAAAGGGAAAAGGCAAGGGGAUCAGAAUUGUUAGUGAUGGUGUUGAGGAGGGUGGUGGUGGUGAUGUCUAA